AUGGUUGAAUCACUAGCUUUAUUCUAAAACGAUAAAGUACCCUCUAUAUAUGAUGUUCCCACUUAAGUACUAUAAACCAAAGUGCUCUGUCAUUUUAGUUCAAAAGAACUAUUUAUGUUAAGAGGUGUAUGUGGAGAUUGGUCAGAUUCCAUAAAGAUCAUUUGGUGUCAUAUUGUGAAGGAAGAGAUGCUUGAAUAAGUGCAUUCGUUAGAUUUGCUUUACGAAAAAGAAACAACUGCAAAGCUUUUAGAAUUCAAAAUAAGAGAGGAUCAAAGAGGAAAAUAGAUUCUGUUGAUUGCAUGCAUGAUUGUUGCCCCAUAAUCACUUGACUACCCAUCUGAAUUCAGUUAAAUUACAGAACAGCACAUCAGAGAGGCCUCUCAUUACAUGCUUACUACAUAAUUUAAGCAAUAAUUUGCAUAGAUGUGCUAAAUGGAGACCAUCCCAGAUGUUUCCUUAGGCUAGAUGAAAGUGAUAAAGAGUGAAUUUAUUGAGAAUAUCAUCACUCCUGAUGUGAUUGAUCAGCUUGGUAACGCAGCUAGAUUACUUAACUCAUGGAUUGACGGUGCUUUAGAAUAUACUAUCCUAAAGCAUGAGGUACUAGUUCUCAGGUUAAAAAAUAACAAAGUACAUGAAAAGAUUAAGUACAUUUCAGCUUUAUGGCCUAAAAAGAAGCAGUUCAUAGAAGGGGCUUAUAAGAUUCUACUUUUUACUAAAUCUCAAAGACUUUAGAUAAAUUGUGUAAUGAAUGCAUUAAGAUAACGUGGUCUCUUUGAAUUCAUGGAUUUUAAGGAUGCUGUUAACCGAGUGCUGAAGAAAUGGUAUGAGUAAAGAAUACAAGAAGAAACUGAAAGAAAUAAAAAACUAAGAGAGUUGCAUGAUAACUUGACUAAAAUGAAGAUACUUAGAGAGGAGGAAUAAAUCAGACAAUAAUAACUAGAAAUUGAUAAGCAAGGUUAGAAGAAAGACGAUCCAGUAGUAGAGAGUUAGUAAUUAGAAGUUGAAUAAGACAUCAAAGAUAGAAAAGAAAAACUUGAGCAUGAGAUGGAGUAACUUAAACAGGAGAUCUAGAAGACGAAUGAAUAGAUUGAAGAGACAAAGGAGUAGAUAAUUCAGAAAAAAUAGGAGCAAGAAUAAGCACCUAUUGAAGAAGUGAAAGUGGAAAGCAAAUAGAUAGAGGAAAGUAACGAUCUAUAAGAAGUACAGUCAUUAUCUGUCCAAACAGAAACACAAACAGAGCCAGCAAAUUAAUAGUAAGAAGAAGAGGUUAAGCAAAGUGAAUAGAUUGACACAUAAGUAGCUUAAGAAUCACAACAGCAAUAAUAAGUUAAUUAAAACUUAUUCUCCUCUUAACUACUUUCUUAAAUCUUGCAAGUUGGUACUCUUUUCACUCAGAAAGCGUUGCAAGAUGAAAACGAAGAACAAGAUGACGAUGAAGAGUUUGAUCACUAUGAGAACUAUAUUUCUCCAGAGGAGCUUAGGCAAGAGAUAUAUGAGAACAUCCUUAAAAGAAGAAUAUUUAAUGCAGACAGAAUGGAGAAAGUUGAGAAGGUACUGCUAAAUAUGGAAUUAAUCCCCAAGGAUUAAAUCUACUGCUCUCAAGUGAUGCUAGAAGAGUUCAAAAACAAGAUAUUUGCAGAGAAUGGCAGUCUUCUGUUGAAGAUCUACGAACAAGUCAAUCUUGACAAAGAGGAAUUAUGGUUUGAGAUAUAUCGUUCCAUUUCUAACCAGUCAGCCGAGAGCUAGGAGCUUGAAAGAAAGAAGGAAAAACGAAUUGAAAGAAGACGCAGACGACUACUUAAGAUUUAGCAUGAUUUAAAGAUCAAGAGAUUGAGAGAACUAGAGGAGGACUUCCAGAGGAGAAGACAAAUCAAUGCCUAAAGAGGAACAAGAAGAUCGGGCUCUGAGGGUAGGUACAAUGAACCUAGCCAAACUCCAAGAAGAGGGAGAAGAAGCAGCUAAAGAAGAUACGAGCACUAUCACCCUGAUAAUAACCAAAAUUCAACCUAAGCUCAAGUCCAAGCUUCAUUACCUAAUGUUAUAGUUGGCAUUGCUGCUUUGAGAUACUUACUUGAUACAGCUCUUUAAGCCGCUUAGAGAAGACAAGACCAUUAGAACAGCUUAGUUCAGUAGAUCAAUCAAGCUUAAAACGCAAUCAAUGAUUUACAAGAUAUGGCCGUUCAAACUGAGAGUGUAAAUGAGGCACUACUGUAAUAGGCAAUGGAGUUGGAAAAUCAGCAAUAACAGCUACAGUAACUCAAUAAUUAAUAAGAGGUAUAACAUUAAGAUUAAGAUCAAGAUCAAGAUGAAAAUGAAGAUGAAAAUGUGUGA
Messenger RNA from Stylonychia lemnae, 2331 nucleotides. NCBI's taxonomy places the organism in Eukaryota, Ciliophora, Spirotrichea, Sporadotrichida, Oxytrichidae. The record is from the annotation of a GenBank genome assembly.